AUUUCUACUGACCAAUCGCUACUUGGCUCUUCCAGCCUUGCAGCAAACCGCAGGGCAAAUCGGGAACGUCGAUAGGCGGACUAAUAGUGGGCCUGGCAUUAAAGCUUGGUUGUGCUGACUUCACAACGACCGAAGACUGGGAACUGAUUUGGACAAGGCUGCAUCUGGACAUCUGGAGACACACCACACCUUUCUGAGAACUUUACAGAGGCUGCGGUGUCAAAGUUUGGCUACUUUAAUCAAGAGUCUGCACUACGUGGAAUAAUUCUGCAAACAGUCCUCUCUCCCCGGAUGGUAUGGCUUUUGAAGAAACUUGAUUUUUUUUUCUGAAAACCGCAAAACUGGAUAUUUUUAAACUGGUACAGGGCAUCUGAACUUUCCAAAGGGAGCUUUUAUCGGACAUGGAUCAACAAGCAAGUGGUGGAGAGGACCCCAGUAAGUCCUCCAGAAAGAAAUCAAAUGAGGAUGAGAGUAAAAACAAAAAGCUGAACAUACACAUUAAAACAUUGGCUGAUGACAUGCGUGACCGGAUAACAAGUUUCCGAAAACCAGGCAUGAAGAAGGAGAAGCCUGUUAUCCAGCACCCCACAGAUCCUGUCUCCACCCAGACGGAACUGCCCAUACCACAGCCGCUUUUUGAUGAACGUUCCAUGAAUCUCUCUGAAAAGGAGAUUGUGGACCUGUUUGAGAAGAUGAUGGAGGAUAUGAACCUGAAUGAGGACCGCAAGGCCCCCCUGCGAGGAAAGGACCUGAGCACUAAACGAGAGAUGGUGGUCCAGUACAUCUCUGCCACAGCCAAAUCUAUAACAGGGAGCAAAGUUGCGGGUGGGUUGAGGAACAGCAAGCAUGAGUGUACGCUGUCAUCGCAGGAAUAUGUCCAUGAGCUGCGCUCCGGCAUUAGCGAAGAGAAGCUGCUUAACUGCCUGGAGUCUCUGCGUGUUUCUCUGACCAGCAAUCCUGUCAGCUGGGUGAAUAACUUUGGUCAUGAGGGUCUCGGACUGCUUUUGGAUGCAUUGGAGAGGCUUCUUGACAAGAAACAACAAGAAAGCAUUGACAAGAAGAAUCAGCACAAACUCAUCCAGUGCCUCAAAGCCUUCAUGAACAAUAAGUAUGGCCUGCAAAGAAUUCUUGGGGAUGAGCGAAGCCUGCUUCUUCUGGCGAGGGCUAUUGAUCCCAAGCAACCAAGUAUGAUGACUGAGAUUGUGAAGAUUCUGUCAGCCGUCUGCAUUAUUGGAGAGGAGAACAUUCUGGAUAAAAUCCUGGCAGCCAUGACCAUUGCAGCUGAGAGGAAUAAUAAAGAGAGAUUUGCUCCGAUAGUCGAGGGCCUGGAGAACCAUGACGCCCAGCAACUUCAGACGGCCUGCAUGCAGCUGAUCAACGCCCUGGUCACCUCCCCAGAUGAUCUGGACUUCAGGAUACAUUUACGGAACGAGUUUCUGCGCUGCGGCCUGAAGAAGAUCCUGCCGGAGCUGAAAGAGACAGAGGAGUUAGACAUUCAGCUGAAGGUGUUCAAUGAGAAUAAGGAAGAGGAUUCUAUUGAGCUGUCCCACAGGCUGGAUGACAUCCGUGCUGAGAUGGACGAUAUGGGUGAGGUGUACCAUCUUCUGUCCAACAUGGUUAAAGAUACAACCUCUGAGCCCUACUUCUUGUCCAUGCUCCAGCACCUGCUGCUUAUCAGGAAUGACUACUACAUCAGGCCUCAAUACUACAAGGUGAUUGAAGAGUGUGUGUCUCAGAUUGUCCUUCACCGGAAUGGAAUGGACCCUGACUUUGGCUACAGGGAGAGGCUGGAUGUAGACUUCACUCACCUCAUUGAUCAGUGUGUGGAUAAAGCCAAGGUGGAAGAGAGUGAACAGAGAGCAGCAGAAUUCUCCAAAAAGUUCGACGAAGAGUUCAGCGCACGACAGGAGGCACAGGCCGAGCUGCAGAAACAGGAGGAGAAAAUCAAAGAGCUGGAGGUGCAGAUCAGCUCCCUGCAGAGCCAGUUAACUAAAGAGCGAGACAAGCUCACAGAGGCAGAGAAACGCAUCAACGAGAAUGUCAGCAAGAUUGCAGUAGGUCCUGGAGCUCCUGGUGCUGCUUCAAGUACUCUCUUGCCACCUGGGGGAGUCGCCCCUCCACCACCACCCCCUCCCCCUCCCCCACCUCCUCCUGGAGGAGGUCCACUUCCUCCACCCCCUCCGCCUCCUCCCCUUGUGGCAGGCAUGGGACCUCCGCCGCCACCACCGCCUCCUGGCUGUGGUCCUCCACCUCCACCACCUCCCCCUGGCAGUGGUCUUCCACCACCUCCUCCUUUCUUUGGGGCUCCAGGUAUCCCCCUAGCCCCACCUGUUGACAAGCUGCCUUAUGGGCUGGAGCCCAAGAAAAUCUACAAGCCUGAUACAGUCAUGAAGAGGAUCAACUGGUCCAAGAUAGUGCCUCAGGAGAUGGCAGAGAAUUGCUUUUGGAUCAAAGUCAAAGAGGAGAAGUUUGAAAACCCAGACCUAUUUGCCCAGCUCUCACUUGCAUUCUCGUCCAAGUCCAGAGUGAAAAAGGAUGUGGAGGAAACAGAUGACAGAAUGACACAAUUUAAGAAAAAAGCAAAAGAGCUGCGAAUCCUGGAUGCUAAGACGGCCCAGAAUCUAUCAAUUUUCCUUGGAUCUUUCCGGCUGCGUUAUGAAGAGAUUCGAGACAUCGUGCUGGAGGUGGAUGAGGAGAGACUGAGCGAAGCGUUAAUCCAGAACCUGAUCAAGAACCUGCCAGAGCAGAAGGAGCUGAGUGCUCUGGCUGAGCUAAAGAACGAGUACGAAGAGCUGUGUGAGUCCGAGCAGUUUGGCAUUGUGAUGAGCUCAGUGAAGCUGCUGCGCCCUCGCCUCAAUGGAAUCCUGUUCAAGCUGACAUUCGAGGAGCAGGUGAAUAACAUUCGGCCAGACAUCAUGAACGUUACUUUCGCUUGUGAGGAGGUGAAGAAGAGCGAGGGUUUCUGUAGGCUCCUCGAGUUGGUGCUGCUGGUGGGGAAUUACAUGAACGCUGGCUCCAGAAAUGCCCAAACAUUUGGCUUCAACGUCAGCUUCCUCUGCAAGCUACGGGACACAAAAUCAGUUGACCAGUGUACUCUUCUACAUUUUUUGGCUGAGAAGUGUGAGGAAAAGUAUCCGGAAAUCCUCAAGUUCCCUGAUGAGCUUGAACAUGUGGAGAAUGCCAGCAAGGUGUCUGCCCAGAUCCUCAAGGCCAGUUUGGACACAAUGGAGCGCCACAUCCAGAGGCUGGAGAACGACAUCCAGAACUUCCCUAAGACAGACAACAAGCAGGAUAAGUUUGUGGAAAAAAUGUCCAGCUUCUCCAAGUAUUCGAGAGAGCAGUAUGAGAAGCUCUCCACCAUGCAUAAGAACAUGCAGAAGCUGUAUGAAAGUUUGGGAAGCUACUUUGCAUUUGACCCGCACACUGUCAGCAUCGAGGACUUUUUUGGAGACCUGGCCAACUUCCGCAUGCUUUUCAUGGAUGCUGUGAAGGAGAACCACAAGAAGAGGGAGAUGGAGGAGAAGAUCAAGAGGGCCAAGCUGGCAAAGGAGAAAGCCGAGCGGGAGAAGCAAGAGCGCCAGCAGAAGAAGAAGCAGCUGAUUGACAUGAACAAAGAAGGAGAUGAGACAGGUGUGAUGGACAGCCUGAUGGAGGCUCUGCAGUCUGGCGCAGCUUUCCGUGACCGCAGGAAACGAACCCCACGCACUGGUGAUCAAAGCCCUUCCAGUCCAGCCCCUCGGUGGCCGGGUGCUAAUCAUGCAGACAACCGUCGUACUGGUUUGGAAAGGUCACGCUCACGACACAACGCAAACCCUAUGGUACGAUGAUUGCUGGCCGGCUGCGGACGUUAGCCAAGUGCCAAAGACCCAGGAGUGGGGACACUGAGGAGGCCUGAACAGGGACGGUGCCGAGCUGUGUGUGUGUGCCAUCCGGCAUGGCCUGAUCCCCACUGCAUCCCACCCCCCACCCCCCUUACACACACACGCAGAAAUAUAUACAAAACACAAAAAGAACACAACUCAGAGAUGAAGAUACAACUUCAGACACUGCUUCAUGGAAUAGCUACUAUUACACUGCCUUACAUACAAAAUAUAUAUGUAUUCCCUUUCACUCGCUCUCUUUAUAAAGGGCCUAUUUAACAUUUGAGUUUGAGAUUGCUUUCCUUUUUUUUUUUUUUCCAUUGUCUUGAUUGUGCGGGUUUUGUUUUCAUCUUUCUGCUUCUCACAGUGCUAAAAGCUCUCCUGUUCUGGCUUCCUCCACACUAGGUCCACACCUCCACACUGUCUGUGAAUGUUCAAAAAUGUUUGAUUGGCUGGAGUUUGAGCUUGUGCUAUUGGAUUUUUGACAAAUGCAGGCCGUCUUGCUGUCUUGUUGACAAAAGGCCAGAUAUACCAGAAAGGGCUGCCUGGCUAUGUAUGCAUAUCAGCCAAGGGACUUUAUUUGCUGCCAUUAAUUGAACUAAACCUUAGUUUGAUUGAGUUGCACUUGGCUUUUUAUUUCCACAUGCCUGACAACAAUUUUGACUUUCACUGCAUAAUCUUUUGCAGCCUAGAACUACCUGUCCAAACCCCCCCACCUGUGCUCUUGUGACAUAUAAUAUGUGUAGCAGCAAGGAAAGUGUGGUUUUAUAUUAGCUUUGUUGCCCUUUGUGUGUGCUUUGUGGGAAGACAUUAGUCAUGUGGAUUUCAGCUGCCCCAUGGUACCUAAAGUGGUUUAGGAAGAUGAAAGUACUUAAUCUAAUCGAAACACUUCAAGCAUAUCUUUCACGUGCGCAUCAGUGCUGUUAGCACACAAGAAUCAAACACACAUGUCCAUAUAUCCAGAGAGAAGCAAGCAUUGUAGUUGCAGUUGCAAGCAUUGCAGUUUGUUAUCCUCUAAAACCUAUUACAACUUUCCUUGUGAUUUCUUUUGCCUUUCUUUUUGUUUAUUCUGUUGUGCAACUGAGUCUAUUCUCAAGAAAAACUACAAUAAGUGCAUAUCUCUAUGAUCCACUUUUAAAAUCCUUGUCAGAUCUUCUACUGACCCUGCCCAAGCUCAGUGUUUUUACCUUAGCCUUUUCUGGUCCUUAUACUAUUUUGAAAGUCUUAUGUCUGGAUUGACAUAAUGAAAAAAAAGAGUGUCCAUCAAGUUUAGUUCAUCGCAGAUCUUUCACCAUCUAAAAGCACAUUUUUUCUUUCAUGUUUCCUCAAAGUAUUUAUCCAUUGUUUAACAGAUAAGGAUAGGAAGGUAGCCAUCCCUUUGUAAGAGUCCAUUGAAAUAGCUGGCUGCAAGGUGGAAAUGGAAAGAGUGGUGAAAUAACUGACAAUGCUACAUGUGCUCACAUGAUGUCAUGGCUUUCCCCAUUAUUAGUAACCAGCUUCUGCCUUCCUGCUUUUUUUUAUCUCUCAUCUUGAUAUUCUUUUUUGUCCAUUGUCCAUACCAACGUAUGGAAAACAACUCUUCAUGAAAUCACAAGCCUAAGAAUGAAUCUGCUUUCUUGUGGAUGUCCAAUCUUCUUUCUUAAUAUAAAAAUGAUAUGAAGACAAAGAUUUCUCUCUCUUGCUAUGACUACCCUCAGGCUCCCAAAUGCACAGUCUUUGGCAAACCUGCAUACAUUUUUCUUGACACCUGAGCUCCUAAAGAUCAGCAAGGCACUGAAAGCUUGUGUUGAACAGCAGCAGCAACA
Pygocentrus nattereri (red-bellied piranha) is the source of this 5665-nucleotide messenger RNA. It is a transcript of the gene diaph2, whose product is annotated as diaphanous-related formin 2. Gene Ontology annotation, molecular function: actin binding; microtubule binding; small GTPase binding. Gene Ontology annotation, cellular component: cytoplasm; actin filament. The transcript is spliced from 31 exons. Bases 402 to 3827 code for a protein of 1141 amino acids. Gene Ontology annotation, biological process: actin filament polymerization; actin cytoskeleton organization. NCBI's taxonomy places the organism in Eukaryota, Metazoa, Chordata, Actinopteri, Characiformes, Serrasalmidae. The record is from RefSeq and is a predicted model, not a curated record.